CCCGUGGCCCGGUGCGGGGGCUGGGCCAGGGCCAGGGCCAGGCGGGUUCCGCCGUCGCCGCACCGGCAGCACCUCCUGGAUGCUCCCUCAGCGCCGGCUGCCCCGGCAGCGGGGGUGAGAGGUGGGUGCUGAGUGUCUUCCCUGAGCCUGCACGGCGGAUGGGCCCGGCGGAUGGGCUGAGGAUGUCUGGAAGCGCCUCGGGAAGGCAGGCGGCGCCGGCGGAGGUAACAGAUUGGUUGGCACAUUCAUUUGAUGACUUCUUGGGCAACACAAAUACUUCUUCUAGUGCCAUUCCUGUGAAGGCACUGGAAGGCAACUCUGGAAGAAACCCUCAGCAGAAGAAAGUCCUGUCUUCUGUGCCAGAAAGUAGCAAAACUAAAGUUCUGCCCAGAAGAAGAACAAAGUCAUCUUCAGUAGAUCUGCCUUGUAACAAGCCCAGGAAAAACUGGAGCCAGUCCCAAGAUGAGCCGUGGGUAGAUAGAUACAGACCUGAAACUCAGCUCAUCUCUGGAGAGGAAUUGUGUUACAAGUCUAGAAGACAAAAUGACCUUGCUGUGCAAAAGAAGAAAAUUGAAGAAGUUGAAACCUGGUUAAAAAUGCGCAUGUUUCAAAGGCAGCCAAAGCAGGGUGGCUCUGUUUUACUGCUGACUGGUCCUUCUGGUUGUGGAAAGACUGCGACUAUACAAAUAUUAGCAAAAGAUCUUGGCAUUCAGGUGCAAGAAUGGACCAAUCCAAUAUCUUUAGACUUUACAAAAGAAGACUUAAGAAAUAUGUUUGGCCAUGACUCAGAUUUUCAUACGUUUCCGAGUCAGGCCCAAGCAGCUCUCUUUCAAGAUUUUCUAUUAAGAGCAAAUAAGUAUAACAAACUUCAGAUGCUUGGGGAGUCCUCAGAAAAUGGUAAAAAGCUUAUUCUUAUUGAAGACAUACCUAACCAAUUCUAUCGAGACCCUAGCAGUCUACAUGAAAUCCUCAGGAGAUUUGUUCGUACAAGUAGAUGUCCCCUUAUAUUUAUAAUCUCUGAUAACUUCCAUGGAGACAGCAACCAGAGGUCACUAUUCCCAGUGGAAAUUCUAGAGGAGUUGUGUAUAUCCAAUAUUAGUUUCAAGCCUGUUGCACCAACAAAUAUGAUGAAAGUUCUUAAUCGAAUAGCUGCAGCAGAAGCUCUUACGAACAGAGAAAAGAACUAUGCGCUUGAUAAAACUUCUCUGGAGUUGCUCUGCAGAGGUUGUUCAGGUGAUAUAAGAAGUGCAAUAAACAGUCUUCAGUUUUUGUCUAUGAAAGAUUGCUCACUGGAGAAAGAGUUUUGGUCAAAGAAGAAAAGGAGUUCCAGACUAAAACAUGAAGCAGUGGCAGUAUCUAAAGUAGGAAAGAAAAGUAAAUCUGAUACUUCAGAAGACCAGGAGAUACAAGCUAUUGGUGGCAAAGAUGCUUCCAUCUUUCUUUUCCAUGCUCUGGGGAAAAUAAUUUACUGCAAAAGAGAACCAGUGUCAGAAUCAGAAUUUCCACAGCUGCCUGCUCACUUAUCAGAAUACCGUCGAGACACAUUGCUUAUACAGCCUGAGGUUAUUGUGGAAAAGUCGCAUAUGUCUGGAAGCAUGUUUAAUCUAUACCUUCACCAGAACUAUGUAGACUUUUUUUCUGAUAUAGAUGAUGUAGUGAGAGCCAGUGAAUAUCUGAGCACAGCUGAUGUCCUCUGUAGUAAUUGGAAUAUACGUCUUGUGAUGGAAAAAUACAGUGCAUCUGUGGCAACCCGAGGGGUAAUACAUUCAAAUACAUCCAGAGCCUUUGCCCACCACCAAGGAGGGAUGGGAUUCCGGCCUUUACAUAAACCCCAAUGGUUAUUUAUCAAUAAAAAGUAUCAAGAAAAUUGCCUUGCUGCCAAAUCUCUCUUUUCAAGCUUCUGUUUACCACCCAAGUGUCUUCAGACAGAGCUGUUGCCUUAUCUUGCUAUGUUAGCAAAUCCAAUGAGAAACCAAGCUCAGAUUGCUUUUAUCCAAGACAUUGGGAGACUACCACUGAAAAGACAUUUUGGAAGAUUAAAGCUUGAAACACUUACUGAUGAAGAUCCAGGGAUACCAGACUUAUUUGGUAGCUCAGAGAGGGACUGUGCCAAUGUGCAUGCUAUGGAGACAGAUGCACAAACGGAGAAAAAUGGAACGAAUGAAAAUGAAUUGGAUGGAUUCCCUCUGUCUUCUAGCCAGUGCAGUGGAAGUGAACUACCUUGCAGCCAGCCUCAGCCUGUUGCAGCUCAAGCAAUCAUGGAGGAAGAUGAAGUAAAAAUAGAGGAAUAUGAUAGCGACUGAGUAGAACAAAAUUGACUUGCCUGAAUAGAUUAAUACUCUACAAAGGCCUUUGCUAAAGAGAGUAUGGUCUGCACAAAAGUACUGCUUCAGCUGUGUGGGUGAGCUAGGAGACCAAGUCUAAACAUGCUGUGUCAGCAUUGAGAUACCUUUCCUCAGCUUCCUCCUAACUUUGCAGGAUCAGACCUGAACUGAAUACUAAACUACAAGCUAUUCCCUGCCUUUCCUGAGCCAUGAAAUAAUCUUUAUUGAUAAAAAGAGAAUAAUAAAUGAUGACUGAAAUUAGUUUAAAAGAGACUGUAGAUAAGUAGUGCCACUGUUAAGUUAUUUUUUUUUUGUUACACAUUUUAAUUUGCUUCGAAGUUUUGCAGUGUUUCCUGAGUACACAUUUGAUAAGUUGAAGGUUCUAUUAAAAUUCAUACCUUCAAAAAAAGUUACUGUUUGGAACGUUGGCCCUUCUCAAAGAAGAAAUUGAAGUGUAUAUGUAAAAAGUUUGAUAUCCCAUACUGAUGAUAUAAAUAAAACUCCUACUCUAUUAA
Molecule: messenger RNA, 2839 nt
Organism: Tyto alba (common barn owl)
Lineage: Eukaryota; Metazoa; Chordata; Aves; Strigiformes; Tytonidae
Gene: RAD17
Product: RAD17 checkpoint clamp loader component
Exons: 17
Coding region: 159-2303 (714 amino acids)
Biological process (GO): DNA repair; mitotic DNA replication checkpoint signaling; DNA damage checkpoint signaling
Cellular component (GO): Rad17 RFC-like complex; nucleus
Molecular function (GO): DNA clamp loader activity; chromatin binding; ATP hydrolysis activity
Source: RefSeq, a predicted model, not a curated record